Molecule: messenger RNA, 2074 nt
Organism: Colletotrichum destructivum
Lineage: Eukaryota; Fungi; Ascomycota; Sordariomycetes; Glomerellales; Glomerellaceae
Product: Putative myc-type, basic helix-loop-helix (bHLH) domain-containing protein
Exons: 3
Coding region: 471-1943 (490 amino acids)
Biological process (GO): positive regulation of transcription by RNA polymerase II
Cellular component (GO): RNA polymerase II transcription regulator complex
Molecular function (GO): DNA-binding transcription factor activity; protein dimerization activity
Source: RefSeq, a predicted model, not a curated record
CGUCUUCUUCCUCCACAUUCGCCCUCGCUCUCCAUCUUAUAGCACGUCGACCUUCGAGUUUACUAGAUCUCUCCUCCUUGCUCGAAAUUAUUCCCUUUUUGUUUUCUCCCUCUUCCGUUCCCCGUCUCACCCUCCUCCGUUAACUACCCUCUUUCUGCUCUCGCCGUCACCUCGCUCGUUUACCCUCGACUAGAUACGAUCCGAGCAGCCUGCGCUUUUAGACGCCUUCUGAGGGGCUACCGUUGCUUUCGCAUGCUCACCUCAGCCCGAACUUGGCUGCUCUGAUACCUGGCAGCGACUCGGCCCACGCACGAACGAUCGAGUCGCUCCUUUCCGCUUCUCUCCUGUGUCGAGCCUUUCCACCGGCCGGCCUCGCGCUCACCACAACUUGGCGUUGCUCACGUCACUAUUUGCGCCCGCCCGACUGUGAUUCUUCAGCACUCGUUCUUAGACGAACGCCGAAGCAAACCAUGGACGCACAGCGACCGGGUUCUCAGAAGCUCCCCGCGGGAUUGGCAGGGGUCCUGAACCCGGACGAGAACCGCGACUCGGCCUACUUUUCCAGUACGGAUGCCUCGAGCAAGCACAACUCUGCCGCCUCGGGCAUGGGGAGCAAUGUCCUCAGUCCCACCGGCUCAGGGUACCAAUCCUCGCUGGCGGACAAGACGCCUUCACCUGUCACCGCCAACCUGGUGCCCCAACCUCUGGUGUCACCUGCGCAAACCAACAUGAGCGUUGCCUCUAUGGUUUCACCGACGACGGCCGCCAGCACCGACCCGCGUCGGUUCGAGCGUCCGACAUCACUGGACUCAGGCAUGGCCCACGACAUGAUGAGUUCCGGCUCUCGUAGAGAGAGCGUCGACAGCAGGAUAAACCAGGGUUUUCAUGACAUGCGAUUGGGCGGAAAUUCUCCCUACGCGAGCCACAACCAGUCGACGACGUCGAUACAAAACACCCUCAACCAGCAGCGCAACCCCCGCAAUGGCCUAGACAACCUCUCAGUACACCGCAUCUCCAACGGCUACCAGCCUAGCAACGACAGAAACCCCGAGCAUCCCAAGACCAUCCGGACCGCUCCAGCCAUCACCGGCCCCGCGACGAGUAAUAUUGCCAGGGCACCCGAGCCCACAAAGGGUCAGGCAUGGGCGUUCCCCGAGGAGGACAUCCAGCGGAUCGGUCCGCACGACACAUAUCUCGACUCCAGGCGAAGCAGUAUUGCCGAGUCGAUAGCCAGCAGCCAGUUUACUACAGAAUCAAGAUUGCCACCCGGCCAGAGGCGCUUGGACGAACCCGCCGACUUCAAUAACCGCCUGUCGAGCACAUCUUCGGAAUUCCCUCCCGUACAUCACCACUCCCUCCAACAUAAGCAGAUCGGGGACCUCCGUGAUGACGAUGCCUCCUCGCGAACCGGCUCCCAGCCGUAUAGCCGCACACCCGAGCUGCGCAAGAGCCACAAGUUGGCGGAGAGGAAGAGAAGAACGGAAAUGAAGGAGCUUUUCGACCAGCUGCGCGAUCUGAUGCCACAGGAGCGAGGUUCUAAGGCAUCUAAGUGGGAAAUACUCACCAAAGCAAUCUCGGAGCAUCAACGAAUGGCUGAGGUCAUGCGAAUUGUGCAGUCGCAAAACACGACUUUGGCCCAAGAGAAUGACGGCCUUCGACAGGACAACCAUAACCUGCGCAUCGAUAUACAGCGUCUUCAAAGCGAGUUGCACAACACGCGGCUACAACAACCUCCGGCAGGCCAAGCGCCAGCUCAAUCGCAAGCCGCGCCGCCCGCGCCACCGCCGCCAGCGGCGGCAUACCAGACAGACCCCUACGCGAAUCGUCGUGAGUUACCGCCCAUUCGGGGUCUGAACGGCAACAUGCCCAACGUACCCGACUCGAUGACGGGCGUCCAAUAUGAAGCCCCCCGGAUAAAUGGCUACCGCCCCGAGAGGUACUGAAUCAUCUGCCGAUAUCAAGACGAGAAACUCCCCGGGCUUCAUCACAAAGUCCUGGCUUUGAUGCGCGGUGCAGCUACCGCAUACACGGCCAAGCCCACGCUGAACAAACGUGUGCUCUGAUGGAACUGAAU